Trichoderma aggressivum f. europaeum is the source of this 945-nucleotide messenger RNA. RefSeq lists its product as uncharacterized. The transcript has 6 exons. NCBI's taxonomy places the organism in Eukaryota, Fungi, Ascomycota, Sordariomycetes, Hypocreales, Hypocreaceae. The coding region runs from base 1 to 945 and encodes 314 amino acids. The record is from RefSeq and is a predicted model, not a curated record.
AUGGCGACAAUGCGUGCAGUUGUGUUCAACGGGAAAUACGACGUCAGUGUGGAGGAUCGGCCCUUGCCUCAAAUUGAGGAUUCCAGAGACAUUAUUGUCAAAGUGCAAUAUGCUGGGCUUUGUGGAACCGGGGAAUGCUUCUACUGCACUCGUGGCUUAACCUCCCGUUGCGUCAAGGUUGCAUUGAUUGGUACCACAGUCUUAGAUGGAGCCCAGGCUGAAUAUGUGCGGAUCCCCUUGGCAGAUAGUACUGCCGUCCUAGCUCCGCCAGAAAUCGAUGAGAAGCUUCUCGUUUUGAUGGCUGAUAUAUUACCUACUGGAUACUUUGCCGCCAGUAAUGGCUAUGCUUUGCUGAAAGACACGGAGAGAAAGGACGCAGUCGUGGCUGUGGUCGGCUGUGGUCCGGUUGGCCUGUGCGCCAUAGUAUCAGCUCUCCAAUUCAAACCGAGACAUCUAUUUGCCAUUGACUCUAUCCCUGACCGCCUCGAGAGAGCAAAACAACUGGGCGCUGAGCCGCUGAACUUUGCUACUGAUCUUGAAGGCCUGAAGAAGCGCGUGUUUGAAGUCACUGAAGGAAGAGGAAUCGAUGUUGCGCUUGAAAUUGUGGGCCAGAGUCAGGCGUUGAGGCUAGCGUUUGAUAUACUGCGACCUUGGGGUGUUAUCAGUAGUAUUGGUGUACAUUAUGGAGAGGUUCCGUGGACUGGAAAUGAGGCGUAUCACAAGAACUUACGAUUGCAAAUGGGCCGUUGUCCGGUUCGUGCCGUUUUCCCUCCAGCGCUUGAGGUGUUGAAAAAGACGCAACAUCUAUUGGGUUUCAUGUGUGACAAUAUCAUUUCCGUAGAAGAUGCCCAGGAGGCAUAUAGGCAAUUCGAGAAAGGCAAAAUUCAGAAGGUCAUAUUUGCUUUCGGCGAUGAUGUGCCAAAGAAAAGGUUGAAUAUCCCUUGA